Agelaius phoeniceus (red-winged blackbird) is the source of this 1686-nucleotide messenger RNA. It is a transcript of the gene NDFIP1, whose product is annotated as Nedd4 family interacting protein 1. Gene Ontology annotation, molecular function: WW domain binding. Lineage: Eukaryota; Metazoa; Chordata; Aves; Passeriformes; Icteridae. Gene Ontology annotation, cellular component: perinuclear region of cytoplasm; Golgi apparatus; endoplasmic reticulum. Gene Ontology annotation, biological process: positive regulation of protein ubiquitination; vacuolar transport; metal ion transport. The record is from RefSeq and is a predicted model, not a curated record.
AUGGUGGGGCCGCCCGGGACCGCCGCUGCCUUCGCCGGGGAUCGCCGCCGCCUGCGGAUCGCCUCUGCCCGCGCUCGCCGCCGCCCGUGCGGAUCAGCCCUGCCCGCAACCUCCGCUUCCUCCCGGCUCGCCCUGCCCGGGAUCACUUCCGCGGAGGGCGGGGAGCGCCGGGCCCGGCCCCGCGGGAGGAACGGGGCAGGGCCGGAGCGCGGCGGCGGAACGGGGCGCGCCGGGAGCGCGGCGCUGCGGCUGCCGAGCGCCGCUCGAGCGGCCUUGGACAGCGUCACCUCGUCCCCUGCUCCUCCUCACCUGGCCCGGCUCUCCCGGGACGAGUGGAGAGCUGCUGCCUUCGGCACCGGCCUCGCAGCCCCCAGCUGCUCACACAGCGCCGUGGUGGGGAUGGGCCUGGACUCGCUGGUGUUGCGGGUCUCUCCCAGCCUCGGCGGUUCUGUGGUUCCGUGACCGUUCCAGGAGCGCUGCUCGCGGCCCGGGGCGGCUCCGGCGGCGGGCGGGGCGGGAGGCGGCGCGGCCGAGCGUGACGGGGAGGGCGGGAGCGAGCGGAGCCCGCAGCGAGCAGCGACCGGGCCGCCGCCGCCUCCGCCUGCGCAGCGCCCGCACCGACCCCGCAGCGCCAUGGCGGCCGCGGCCGCCGAGCCCAGCACCGGCCGCUACCAGCAGCUGCAGAAUGAAGAGGAGCCGGGCGAGGCCGUGCCGGUGGUGAGCGACGCCCCUCCGCCCUACAGCAGCAUUUCUGCAGAGAGCACAGCUUACUUUGACUACAAGGAUGAGUCAGGCUUCCCAAAGCCGCCGUCCUACAACGUGGCCACCACUCUGCCCAGCUACGACGAGGCCGAGAGGAGCAAGGCUGAGGCCACCAUUCCCUUGGUUCCUGGCAGGGACGAUGACUUUGUGACACGGGAUGACUUUGAUGACACUGACCAGCUGAGGAUAGGAAAUGAUGGCAUUUUCAUGCUGACUUUCUUCAUGGCAUUCCUCUUCAACUGGAUUGGAUUUUUCCUGUCUUUCUGUCUGACUACUUCAGCUGCAGGACGAUAUGGGGCCAUUUCUGGCUUUGGUCUGUCUCUUAUUAAGUGGAUCCUUAUUGUCAGGUUCUCCACCUAUUUUCCUGGUUACUUCGAUGGCCAGUACUGGCUUUGGUGGGUCUUCCUUGUACUAGGUUUUCUGCUGUUUCUCAGAGGAUUUAUUAAUUAUGCAAAGGUUAGGAAGAUGCCAGAUACGUUUUCUACUCUUCCCAGAACCAGAGUUCUCUUUAUUUACUAAAGAUGUUUUCUGGCAAAUGUCUUCCUGCAUUAGUGAAAUCCCCCCCAAGAAGCAGCAGGACACCUGCAGGAAGUGAAUCAAGGCUCUGGAGCAGAAGAAAAAAUAAUCACCUGCUUUAAAAUAAAUAAAUAAAAGUACUGUUGGAAAAAGAAAAAAAAAAAGGAGAAGCAUUUCUUUCGAUUUGUUUUUAGGUGUAAAAUUUUAAUAAUUAACGCAGAAUUCUGUAAUUGUUGACUCAUUAGUGGCUAAUGUUUGAAGCAGCUCUUGCAGUGAGUCUGUGCUGUGCUGAUGGAGCCCUUCAGCCAGAGUUUGUGGUGUUUGGGCAGCAGGAGCUGUGCCGGGGCCAGCAGGGGCCAGGCUUGCGUUAGUUCCAGCCUGGGAGCUGCCUGGGCUCUGCCUGUGCUG